This is a messenger RNA of Hibiscus syriacus, 747 nucleotides long. RefSeq lists its product as uncharacterized. The transcript is spliced from 5 exons. The record is from RefSeq and is a predicted model, not a curated record. NCBI's taxonomy places the organism in Eukaryota, Viridiplantae, Streptophyta, Magnoliopsida, Malvales, Malvaceae. Bases 39 to 662 code for a protein of 207 amino acids.
AAAUCAACAAUUUGGAGUUUGGAUUAAGAAAAAUCAAGAUGGAGGAUUCUGGAGCAAUUCUAUACCAAAUUUCAUGCCUCAAGCAAAUGCUCGAUCAGGUGAAUGAAGAAAUCGAAUCCAAUAUUCAAGUAACGCGGGAGAUAGAAUCAGAGAUGGUCAAGUGUACGGAAUUCGAAGCUGCUCUUACUACCAGAGAGUCUCAGCUUACCAAAUCGCUUUACAUUUCUCACUUCGAAAUCGAUGGCUUGCUCUCCGUCUCCGCCGAUUCAAGGAAUUCGCUUAAAUUUUUGGAGGAUGAGUUGAGUUGUCUAACAACGAAACGAGAUGAGAUGUUAAAGAGGAUUGAAAGGAAACGGUAUAGAAGGAUUUACCAAACUGUGUGCUUAGAAUUUCAAAGGGAUAUUGAAAAUGGGGAAAACGAUGAGAUGGUGAGUUUGCUGUCAGAGAAAGAGCGUCUUGAGAAUGAAAUUCAUCUCUUGGAUAAGAAAAAUAAUGCUUUUAGAAAUUCAAUGUCCGCGUUUGUGGAAGAAGUUCUUGAGGACCUUUAUACUUCAAAUGCUGUUUUACAUGUUGAGAUACAGAAUGGGAAUCAAGAGAAUCAGAAAUUAAUGAGGGAUAUUGAAGAUUUAGAACGAACAAUUCUUUCAACGGUUGCUGAAUGAUUAUUGUAUACUGUAACUCUGUAAGUUCAUUGAGUAUAUAUAGAGCUAUGAGAUCUUUUUUAGAUUUCAGUAUUGCAUUCCCCUA